AUGGCUAUGGAAACAUCACCAACUAGCGCCGAUGGGCGCGCUUUAGGGCGAGAACAGGACGAUGAACAACCGGGAUCCGCGAACACGACCAUCCAGUGGAGAGAACGAGAAUUGGGGCAAGACGGAAGCGCAGUUGAGGAAAGCCGGAAAUUUUCUGAUUUUCGCAAAGAAAGACGACGACGGCGGGCCCGAUAUAAGAAGUCUAUAACUGCUUCCUGGGGGCUGGGGGAGGGUGUGACAGGGCGCAUGACGGGGGUCUUGCUCCUCGGCCUGCUUCUGCUUACUUUUAUUCUCCCCAUUGCAGUGUACAGGAUGCACCGAAUGCAGAGUUGGCGGCAGCAUGCGCCGGGCGCACUGUCACAUCACGACCAGGAAGACCAGCAGCCGGGCCAAUUGCAAGAUCCAACGUACGGGGGAGUCGAUGGGUUCCAUUCAGGAGCCCCCGAUGUUAACAAGGUCCCUGCAACCCCAAACUUGCAGGCAGCAUUUGCCGCGCUGAAGCAUACGAGUGACCAUGGCCUGCUGUUAACGGUGAGGGGUGAAGACUGGGAUGCUGUGCGUGAGCAGUUCCUUGCUUCUGUGAACUGGGUGGCAGGUAUGCCCCCUUCUGUGUUUGAAAGCCCAUAUAAGAGUGAAGAAACGCUUCGCCUCAUGUUGGCCUUGGACUUAGCAUGUCUAGAGAAUGCAGCGGUGGAGGCGAAACUUGCGGCUGAUGACGGCCGUGCCAGCCACGCGGGGGGCUACACAGAGGAGAUUGCUGCUAAGCUUCAGCGAAGCAUGCAAGCUAGGCGCCAACAGGCGAAGGCAGUGGAUUUGUGGGAGACAUUGGUGGUGAACGACUGUCUAGGUUCUGACCCCGAACUGAAGGACAGCCUCUUGAGGCUGUUGCUAGCGGUACGCAGCAGAGCAGCAAGCAGCGAAUACCUAGCUGCUGCUGCGGCAGAGGUGCUCUUCUCUGCAGAGCCCUCCGCUAGGGGGCAUGCAGAAGAAAAUCGGCUUUAUGAGGGAGUCGCCUUCAUAAUCAAGGCGGGCCAGCUUGCGGCCACCGACAGUUUAAUAAAGACUUACGUGGCGCCUUGGCUGGCCAUCAUCUUCACUUCCUUUUAA
Eimeria acervulina is the source of this 1107-nucleotide messenger RNA. RefSeq lists its product as hypothetical. Lineage: Eukaryota; Apicomplexa; Conoidasida; Eucoccidiorida; Eimeriidae. The record is from RefSeq and is a predicted model, not a curated record. Bases 1 to 1107 code for a protein of 368 amino acids. The transcript has a single exon.